AUGGAGCCAGGGCACCUGGCUCUAGUGUGCUAUGGAGAAAUUCCGCCUGUGUGGCAUGUCAGGCUCCUCCUCUCACAGGUCCAUGAAUCUGAAUGGCUCAUAUUGACUCCAGAUUGGGAUCGUUAUUGUGAAAGGCUUGAUCAUCUGAAUCCAGACUUCACUGGUUUUGAGUAUUUAGGUGCCAAUGACCAACCACCUGCUCACAUUCCAGCUGGACAGAUCUACGGGUUCCAGGAUAUGUCUCCCCAGUUUUUGGCACAACAGAUGCAUGCUGGCAGAUUGGAGGCCAAUGCAGAACGUGUAGCUAGAGGCUUUCCCCCUCUUGCUCCUCCACGACAACCUCAUGUAGCCCCUGCUCCUGCACCUCCUCUCCCUCUGGCCAUGCCAGGUGUUUUGGGCGGAGCACCCAUUGCGGCAGCAGCGGCUGUGGUGGCUCCUCCUGGGGUCCCUGGUGUGGUGGGCGUGGCUGAUUGCUGGGUUGCCGCAGAGGAUGCGGGUGGACGUCGCAAAGGGGACAUUGUCUGCGUUGAUCCAGCUCCUCUUCCAGCUGGGUAUGUGUCUCUGGGCAACAAGGCCUUGAUUCCGGAUGUCGGAGGGGGCAGUGAGGGAUGCUUGGUGGUCAGAGUUCCUCAAGUUGAGGCUCCUCGAUACAAGCUGGAUGAUCUUAGGGUCUUGCCGGUGAGAUUUGAUCUGCAGGGCAUAAGGCGGCGAGAUUUCAAUGAUGCUGUGGCAGCGAUGGUUGAUGGUGUCCCCCAAGGGGGGGGCUUGCAACUUGAUGGACCCACAACUUCCCUGAAUAUCAUGAAGGGCCUUCGAGAUCAAAAUUUGACCCCCACAACCUUUCAUGAAUAUUGGCUUCGCACUGCAGAGAUUCCAAGAGGAGACCGUUCUACCUAUGAACACGAAUGCCUUAGCCGUAUCAUGGAAUCCUUGAUCACAGUGGACCAAUUGAAUGUUUGUGCGCUUCAGGGCGCAGAGUUGAUCUCUAGGCGCAUGCAGGUCACACGCGAAGCCCACAGGGUUUCGCCAUCAGCUCCUGACUAUUCUGCGGCCGAUUAUUUUAUGGGCUGGAGGUGGCGCAAGAGUUCACAGGGCAUCGAUCCAUCGCUAUCAGCGCAUGUUGCCACUGAGCUCAAGAAUGAAGCUGCCAUCAGCAAGGAGGCACGAAAAGCCCGUGAAGAGCAAGCAGCACGCCGCCGGGGAACUGGCAAGAAUAGCCAGGGCCAAGGUGUCUCAGUUUCUUCACGGAGACGCUCAGCUAAGGUCAGAGGGCGGGUGAAUGAGGUCAAUUCAAUCAUUGACUGCCUGAAUGAGAUGUACCUCCCCGGCCGUCAGGCUGAUGACACUCUCGGGGUGCUUGGCCCCACGGAGGCGCAUCGGGCUUGUCAUCAUUCCAUUUUUCAGGAUCUGGGAAAGCAUAGAAAAACUCAGAGCAAGUGUACAGAGCGUGAGGCUAUUCAAGAGCUUCUGCAAUCCACCGUCUCCUAUGCAGGGGACGAGAAUUUGAGUACGGUCCGGUCCUACGAAAGAGACCUUGUUUCCUUACCCGAUUGUGGCGCUGAGCCGGUGUCACUUGAGCAGGUCAUGGAUCCAGAAGGUCGAGAAUUCCUCGAGGACCCCCAGGCCAGCAUGAUGUUGAACGAGGAUGAGUGGGGGAAGAUUUGUGAGCAUGGCAACAACUUUAAACCCUACAUGGAUGAGAUACUGCAGAAGGAUAGGAUCAAGUAUCAACAGUUUGUGCAUGAUUUGUAUGACAAAGGCAUGAUUGAGUUCACCGACACACCUCAGGUGGUGGUGCCGAAGGACGAGAUCCUCUAUUGUGCGCAGUCAGACAUUAAGGACUAUUUCUACUCCUUAGCAUUGCCUUUGAAGUUAAGAUCUCUUUUCUGUUUGCCUCCUGUGGGCUUUGAUUUGAUGCAGGAAUGGGGAGUCGCCUCACACCUGCGAGCUUGUCUGGACCACAGCCGUUUUCUGGUAGAAGGGCAAUCAGCACCUUGUUUGGAAGAAGGCGAGGUAGCUCUUCUGCCAUAUGCUGACAAUCUCAAUGUUCUGGGAACUGACAGGGGCAAGGUUCAGGUGGUGCGAUGCUUCAUAUGGCUCUCCAAGCGUCCACGCGUGAGUGGCAAGGCUGUGGAGAAGCUGCUGGGGCACUGCACACAUUUUUGUAUGCUUCGCCGUGAGCUUCUUUCAAUGUUUCGAACCUUGUAUGAUUUCAUGCAGCAUUCAUACCACAAGCGCUCCAGGCUGUGGGAGUCCUGUGCAAAGGAGGCUCGAUGGGCAAGUCAUCUCCUGAAGUUAUGUGUGGCAAACUUGCGCCGUCCGUGGAGCCAAACAAUCACGGCAUCGGACGCGUCGCUGUCAGGUCUGUCAGUGAGUCGGCGCGAACUGGACGUAGAACAACAGAAGCAGCUUGGACAGAUGAAAGAGUCUUGGAGAUACAAGCCCAACACAGUUGUAAAACCCAGGGAACGAGCUCAACCUGUUAUUGAUCCUUUUAGAGAUCCCAGCAGCGUGAAACCUUUAACUGUUGAAAAAAGAGACCCUUUUGCAAUCGAUCCGUUUUUUCCUGAAGUUGAUCCCUCUAUUCUGCAUCCUGAUGAUUGGCAUGAAGUUUUCAGCAUUCGCAUGCAGAGACCAGAGCACAUCACUCUUUUGGAAGGCAUCGCCUGGUGUGUACGUUGGAUUCCGAGUGAAGUCAACGUGGCAGACAAGGGCUCUCGUCGUUGGGAACACCUGCGCAAACCAGAUGCUUCUUGCCCAGAGAAGACAUGGAAGAAGCAAGCAGUUGAUGCCAUGUGCUACCCCAACAUUGUCUCUAUUCAAACCACUGCCAAGAAGGGCAGGAAGGCAGUACUUCAGAAAACCCUGAAGACCAAGCAGGAGAAAGUUCAAUUCAGGCAGACAGUUGUUCAGCAGAGAUGCGAUCCCCCGCGGUUUCAGGGACAGACUUUUCUGGAAAAGCUUGCAGUGUCGGACCGAGUGGCUUUAGACUAUGCCCAUCGGAUGGAGGAACUUCACCGAUUUGCAAAGGCUCAAGGCUACACCUUGAAAAAGAAGAACACCUUCGACGAGGUUUGCUGCAAGUUUGUGAACAACAUGUUCGAACUCGGCUUCGACCUCCAAGACGGCACAAAGACUUUGGCCGCCAUUAUCGAUGCCAACCCAGGCUAUGGCCCUCGACACAUGCUUCCAAGGACAAGGCGAGCACUCCACGGUUGGUCAAAGACAGAGCCUCAGAAGACAAGGCCACCUCUGCCUUGGCCCCUCAUAGCUGCAAUGACGCUUGCUAUGCUCAAGAAGGGCAGAGCACAUGCAGCGGCAGGCGUGCUCCUGAUGUUCUCAGCCUAUCUACGACCAGGCGAAAUGCUGGAUCUACAGAUUGGCGAUUUAGUGGCGCCGAUGCCCGGGAAAACAUGCUUCUCACUUCAUCUCCACCCCGCCGAAAGAAGGGAGCAAUCCAAGGUAGGACUGAGCGACGAAAGUAUGUUGCUGGACUCGCAAAACCUACAAUGGCGCUACGAAGCCCACGCAAGAAUAAACCAGGAGUUCCAUUGUCUCCCCCAGAAGACUCAGAAACUAUGUCUUCAGGCAGAAAAGGAGCUCGCCAUGAGGGGGCCACAGACUUUUUGGAGUAAGCCAGUAACCACUGCACCUGGCCGGAAGUACGUGCUGGAGAUCUUUAGUGGUUGUGCUCGUUUUUCGAUUGCAUGUGCUGAUGCUGGUUUUACUUCAUUUGCUUACGAUAUAGCCUAUGGUCCUUCAUGCGAUUUGCUAUCAACAUCUGUCUUGGAGAAGCUGAAACGCGCAAGCACUAGUCAUAUAUAUAUACAUAAUUAUAUAUAA
Cladocopium goreaui is the source of this 3843-nucleotide messenger RNA. Lineage: Eukaryota; Dinophyceae; Suessiales; Symbiodiniaceae. The record is from the annotation of a GenBank genome assembly.